AUGUCAUCGGCGCCGGCGCCUGCGUCUGUCCCACCUACGUCUGAUAUGUCAGAGCAAACCGGCUUGAAGAAGGGGACGGGAAGGGAAGAGCGCGCCCCUGUUUCGGCGCCUGUCGCGAAGCAGAAUUACAAGGGGUUUGUGGCGGGAGUAUUUUCGGGCAUUGCGAAGCUCAGCGUUGGUCAUCCAUUCGAUACCGUUAAGGUCCGCCUUCAAACGAACACAGAUGGACGUUUCCGUGGGCCGUUAGAUUGCACUCUACAAACGGUGCGCAAGGAGGGUGUGCGAGGAUUAUACAAGGGUGCUACCCCACCGCUGGUCGGAUGGAUGGUCAUGGACUCUGUUAUGUUGGGAUCAUUAACGCUAUACCGACGACUGCUGCUGGAAAACGUCUUUUCCAAACCUCACCUCCGUCAAUGGAUUCCUUUCUCAAGCAAUCAGAACUUGAGCACACUCCCUAGCUUUGGCCAUGGACUCGCGGGUAUUAUGGCGGGCACUACUGUCAGCUUUAUCGCCGCUCCAGUUGAACACAUCAAGGCCCGACUUCAGAUUCAGUAUGCGGCCGACAAGAGCAAGCGCAUGUACAGUGGGCCGAUUGACUGUCUUCACAAGAUGGUCAACACACACGGUAUCAGAGGUGUCUACCGCGGUCUUUGGGCUACAGUCUUCUUCCGAGCCUUCUUUUUCUUCUGGUGGGGCUCCUACGACGUUCUCACUCGCUACAUGAAGGACAAUACCAAGAUGUCUGCACCCGCAAUCAAUUUCUGGGCUGGAGGUAUCUCUGCCCAAAUAUUUUGGCUCACCUCGUACCCAUCCGACGUGGUGAAGCAACGCCUCAUGACCGACCCUAUGGGCGGUGCUCUCAAUGACGGGAAAAGGCAGUUCCGCGGCUGGAAGGAUGCCUGUAAGGCCGUCUGGCGUGAACGUGGGUGGAGAGGCUACUGGCGGGGCUUCGUGCCAUGUUUCCUUAGGGCGUUCCCGGCGAACGCGAUGGCCCUGGUUGCAUUUGAAGGCGUGAUGCGCACUCUUCCCUGA
Molecule: messenger RNA, 1032 nt
Organism: Penicillium cinerascens
Lineage: Eukaryota; Fungi; Ascomycota; Eurotiomycetes; Eurotiales; Aspergillaceae
Exons: 5
Coding region: 1-1032 (343 amino acids)
Biological process (GO): transmembrane transport
Molecular function (GO): transmembrane transporter activity
Source: RefSeq, a predicted model, not a curated record